AUGCGGUCGUUCAUCAGCCUGGUUGUACUGCUCUUUGCGGCAGCGGCGGCGGCGCUGAGCACCGCGGGCAAUCGCUUGCUGGCUGUGCUGGACAACGUCGCCGACCGGGAUGCCUACUCGCAGUUCCUCGGCGACCUCAAGACGCGAGGCUUCGCCCUCUCAUAUGAGACGCCUCGCAGCGAGGGGCUGCAGCUGUUCCAUGUGGGAGAACGCAACUACGACCACCUCAUCUUCUUUCCCACAAAGGUCAAGGGUCUCGGACCCAACCUGACGCCCGGCCAUCUCCUCAACUUUGUCAAGGCCGGCGGCAACAUCCUCGUGGCCAUGUCGUCGACGACGCCCGCCUCCACCUCCAUCACUCAGCUGCUCUCCGAGCUCGACGUGUUCCUGCCCGCCGAGCGCACCGGUACCGUCGUUGACCACUUCAACUACGACACCGAGUCCGCUGCCGAGGCCCAUGACGUGCUCGUCCUCGACGCCCCGACCACCCUGCGCCCGGCUGUCAAAGGCUUCUUCGCCAUGCCCGGCGCUGUCUUGGCCCUGCCCCGCGCAUCCGGCCACAUCCUGGGCCAGAGCAAACUGCUGACGCCCCUGCUGCGCGCCCCCUCGACCGCCUACUCCUACAACCCCAAGGAGCACUUUGCGGCCGUCGACCCGGACGAGCUCUUCGCCGCCGGCCAGCAGCUCCAUCUCGCCUCGGCCGUGCAGUCGCAAAACUCGGCCCGCGUUGCCAUCCUGGGCUCGGCCGAGAUGCUGCAGGACGCGUGGAUGGAUGCCAAGGUUGCGCGCGUCGGCGCCACAAAGAGCAAGGCCGCGAACCGCGAGUUUGCCAAGCGCCUGACAGGCUGGGCCUUUCAAGAGACGGGCGUCUUGCGCGUCAACUCGAUUGAGCACCGCCUGCGGGGGCACAACGAGACCAACCCCACCAUCUACCGCGUCAAGAAUGAUGUGUCCUACAGCAUCUCCAUCUCUGAGUACUCGUGGGACAAGUGGAUCCCCUUCGCCCUGCCUGGGGGCGACAGGAUCCAGCUCGAGUUCUCCAUGCUGUCCCCCUUCCACCGACUCGACCUGGUGCCGACGCUGGUGACGGAGACGGCGACCGUCUUUGGCCAGGACUUUACGCUGCCCGACCAGCACGGCAUCUUCAACUUCAUGGUCGACUACAAGAGGCCCCUGGUCACGCACGUCGAGGAGAAGCGCACUGUGAGCGUGCGGCACAUGGCGCACGACGAGUGGCCGCGCAGCUUCGUCAUCUCGGGCGCCUGGCCCUGGCUUUCGGGCAUUGCGGCCACGGUGUCGGGGUUUGUGGGAUUUUGCGCCAUCUGGAUGUACAGCAAGCCGGCCGCCAAGGGAGGCAAGAAGGCCUGA
Molecule: messenger RNA, 1368 nt
Organism: Hirsutella rhossiliensis
Lineage: Eukaryota; Fungi; Ascomycota; Sordariomycetes; Hypocreales; Ophiocordycipitaceae
Product: oligosaccharyltransferase 48 kDa subunit beta domain-containing protein
Exons: 4
Coding region: 1-1368 (455 amino acids)
Cellular component (GO): oligosaccharyltransferase complex; endoplasmic reticulum membrane
Source: RefSeq, a predicted model, not a curated record